Molecule: messenger RNA, 765 nt
Organism: Entrophospora sp. SA101
Lineage: Eukaryota; Fungi; Glomeromycota; Glomeromycetes; Entrophosporales; Entrophosporaceae
Source: the annotation of a GenBank genome assembly
AUGUCCUUUUACAUGAAUAUUGGAACCAGGCUCCCUUACCUAGGGUACACUUGGCCCACAUUUAUACCGGGGCCUGCAGGACCUGUUGCCCGUAGGAUUAUACCAAUAUCCACAUCGAAACGUUCUUUCAGAUUUACUUCUCCUCACUCCUCUAAUCCCCUUAAUGCAAAGGGUCUUGGUGAAGCGGAUAAUUCUCCAUUCACAAUUACAUUAGCUCCCAAGCUUUUCAACCUUACCGUCCACACGUACGGCAAACUUUUAAAGCUCUCAGCAUCACGUUUGGUGGGUCAUAUUCCCCUGCAGGAAGAAUACUUAGCAACUUCUAGCUUAGCAUCAGUCUGGCAUGAUCGGUAUAUCCCACUACCAUACAUGAUCGGCAAUCCCACUAUAAAAACGGCGAGGAUCUCCCAUUACCACUUUCGUGGGGCUAGCUCCACACCUCCCAGGGCUAGGCCAGGUUGUACCAGGAUAAGCUUUCGUUGUGAUAUUAAAUCAACUUCAUCUGUACCAGAUUCUACGCAACCCAAUACCACAUUGGGAUUAAGCAACGAAUCCGGCCCUGGAAUCCAUUGUUCAUUCCAAACAGUUCGCAAGUGCGUCUGUCGACUAUAUCUUAAGCGGUCAGUAAAUCCAUGUCACCAUGGACAUCCUUUCAGAGCUCAAACUCAAAAGUCUCACCCAGGCGGUUUGGCUGCCGAUUUUCCAUUCUGUCUUUUAACAGAGACAUAUUAUUUAGACCGUCCCUCUCGUCAAGACGCUGCAUGA